Molecule: messenger RNA, 459 nt
Organism: Thelazia callipaeda (thelaziosis nematode)
Lineage: Eukaryota; Metazoa; Nematoda; Chromadorea; Rhabditida; Thelaziidae
Source: the annotation of a GenBank genome assembly
UUUAAUAAAAACGAAGUGAAUUUAGAAUGGCGUGACCUUAUUUGUGAUACGAAGGACGGGAUCGGUGUAGACAAAAUUAGUAAGCAACCCGCCUCCUGUAAUUUGGCUCUGCGUGAAACUGGUGUUGAUAAUGAUCCAAAUGACAAACGGAGAAUCGUACCAGGAAACAACUCCGGUUGCUUCGAUGAGUCAAUAAAUGGAAUUGUACGCACAUAUUGCAACAUUCUGUGUCCGAAUGCUGAUACAGUAUAUCUGAUCAAACGAACACCUCAAAAUCAUCGUUCAUGUUUCUCCCAUAUUACUUAUCGUUUUGAGAAACGAGGAAAAGACUGGUAUUUGUGGCGUGAAAAAAAUUGUCGCGUAUCUAAAAUAACAUUUACGACACGGUGUGAAUUCCAUUUUAAUCGCAAGCAAUUUCCAAACGAUGAAGAACUAUUCAAAAAACUACGAAAAACAUGA